Panonychus citri (citrus red mite) is the source of this 1991-nucleotide messenger RNA. Its product is annotated as endochitinase-like. The transcript is spliced from 8 exons. Gene Ontology annotation, cellular component: extracellular region. The coding region runs from base 297 to 1883 and encodes 528 amino acids. Gene Ontology annotation, molecular function: chitinase activity; chitin binding. Lineage: Eukaryota; Metazoa; Arthropoda; Arachnida; Trombidiformes; Tetranychidae. The record is from RefSeq and is a predicted model, not a curated record. Gene Ontology annotation, biological process: carbohydrate metabolic process; chitin catabolic process.
UUUAUUUAAUAAUAAUAAUGAAAAAGUGAAUUAAAUCAAGUUCAAUGGUCUCAGGUCAAUGGCCAUUCAAUGAGAAAAUUUUGUUAAUUGUAUCCCAAAUGUUCAUUUUCACCUUUAUCCAUAUCAUGAAAUCCACACCCAAUCAACAUCUCAGCAUUUGCCCGCCCUUUGCCUGUUUCUCAGUCUCUUUACCAAAGAAAAUAUCAUUUCGUUUAUAAAUAACGUUCAUUUCUUUAAUUGAUAAUCAUUUGCCUUUUGAACAUCACCUUGAUAGUCAAUAGAAUCAGUUGCUAAUCAUGAAGCAAUUGAUUAAUUUAGUUGUUUUUGUGUUUCUCACCCUAUUCACUAUUGUUAAUUGUGAAGUGAAAAAUGUAACAAAUCAAAUUCCUGGAAAAAUUGUUUGUUACUUUGCUGCUUGGGCGAAUUACCGAAAGCCUCCCAUGAAUUAUGAUAUCGACAAUAUUUCGGGUGAUCUAUGUACUCAUGUCAUCUAUUCAUUUGUUGGUAUGAAUGAGAAAACCUUUGAACUUGAAUCAAUCGAUCCCGAAUAUGAUUAUGUCAGGAAGGGAUACGAAAAGUUUGUCGGUCUUCGUGAGAAGUGGCCUCAGUUGAAAGUGAUGAUUGCUGUGGGCGGAUGGGCCGAAGGUGGUGCUAAAUAUUCAAAUAUGGUCGCUGAUGAAGGAAGAAGAAAAACUUUCAUCUCUUCUGUGGUAUCGUUUCUGAGAAAAUAUAAAUUCGAUGGGUUCGAUUUGGAUUGGGAAUAUCCUGGAGCCACUGAUCGCCAAGGAAAAUAUUCUGAUAAAGAAAAUUUCCUUAAAUUAGUAAAAGAAAUGAAAGCUGCAUUUGAUGACGACAAAUAUAUUUUAUCUGCUGCUGUUCCUGUUGCCAAGUUUCGUCUACAAGAAGGUUACGAAGUUUAUGAUUUAGCGAGGUAUCUAGAUCAAAUUCAUGUCAUGACUUAUGAUCUGCGAGGUAAUUGGGCUGGUUUUGCCGAUGUUCAUAGUCCAUUGUAUCCGCGAUCAUUUGAUGAAUAUGCUUACGAGAAACUCAAUGUUAGAGAUGGUCUUCAAUUAUGGGCUUCGAUGGGAACACCUAAGCACAAGUUAAUUGUUGGUGUCCCUUUUUACGGCCGAAGCUACACCCUCGGUAGUAAAGAAAAUAACGGACUAAAAGCCCCGAUUAAGAAGUGGAUCGGAGGUGGAGAAGCGGGUAACUAUACCGGAGAAUCGGGAAUUCUUGCUUAUUAUGAGAUUUGCAAUCAAGUGAAAUCAAAAAAUUGGACAAGAAAAUGGGACGAUGCUGGUAAAGUGCCUUUCGCUUAUUAUCAAGACCAAUGGGUUGGUUAUGAAGACGAAGAGAGUUUAUCAAUUAAAAUGAAGUUCAUUCGUGAUCAAGGUUAUGGUGGAGCUAUGACCUGGUCUUUAGAUCUUGACGAUUUCAAUGGUAUUUGCGGUAAAAAGGACAGUUUACUGAGAGUUCUCAAUGACGAUCUUAAAGGCUACCAGGUCAUCAUGCCUGAUCCCUCAGAAAUGACCACUACUGCCAAGCCUUCACCAACUUGGUGGACUCAACCUUCAUCUGUUGCUUCAACCAGACCAUCAACAACAACAUCACCUUCAGUAUCCUCGUCGACAGAGAUACCUAAUGUUCAAGGAGGAUCAACAUCGAAACCUGCAUCCGAAGAUGAAGUUCCUAAGGAUAUGGAUUGUUCCAAUUCAGCGACUCAAUUCGUUCCUCAUCCAUCUGAUUGUUCAAAAUACUUUUGGUGCGUUCAUGGUAAACCAAUGGAGUUAACUUGCCCUAAGGGAACCUUAUGGAAUCCAAAUGGAAAUCGUUGCGAUUGGGAUUAUAAUGUCAAGACCUUAAAUUGUAACAGCAUUUAAAUAUACGAAUAGACUCAUUCUUUUGAUAAUUAAUAUAUUGUAAUAAUGUAAAUGAGUUGAUAGUCAAAUCUAAAUUAUUUUUGUCAAUAAUAAAUAUUUUAAACUCAA